GGAGGAGUGGAAUGUACUGAUGGCACAGUCCCUCUAGGAACUGUCAUUAUUGCUGCAAGACUGGCCUUUGAUCUUAGGACCCAUCCCCUAAGUGUUCUCACCCCGUUUCUGGUUACGCUGGUUGCAGCACAAAUUUCCAUCUGGAAGGGGAGUGGGGACCAUGUGACCUAGGAUCAAGAAGUUUCAGGCUGCCUUACUCCCUUAACACAGAAGUUGACUGUUUGAAAAGCCUACACCUCCCUUGUGAACUCAAAAUGUUGACAGUGUCUCUGGGUGGCAAUGGGAGAACGGGUUUGGUUUGGUUUUCUCCCAGGCUUCUACUCUCCAGAGAGACUUCAACAGUUUUUCCUAAGUUCUCCACCUCAUAUUUGAAUUCUCCAUGGUUCUGGCACCAGAGUGCCCAUCAGUCAGUGAUCUUUGAAGUGAGAUUUGCUCAUCUUCUGUGGAAGAGACCUUGGGAAACUGAACUUGACAACUUGAAUCUUCCUCAUCUCAUCUCAACCUGGGGUACUUUCAGUGCCACAGGAUACAUAUGGGGCAUCUUUCUGAAGCAUCACUUUCCCUUGAUUCUCUUGAGAGAGACAAAACAUUAAUGUUCUUAGGGAUGACAGUCACACAUAUAUUUCUAAGAGACUAGCAGACUUCUCUCCAAAAUGAAGCUUGGGUUGUCCUCUUUCUGUUCAAUUCCCAGAUUUAACAGAAAGGCUGCCUUCUGCCCUGAGGAUACGUGACUUUUACUUUUCUACCUCUGCCUCUGGUUUUGGUCCCUGGCAGCUGCUGAUUUGUGGCAAAAUCCCAGAGCUCGGAGGCAGAAGAAUGAGUUUCGGUUCCAUUAUUGCCUUUCUUUUAGCCAUGGUAUCAAUCUCUCUCAGUCACUAAGUGAUUGCAACAACACCUUGUACAGUUGUCGGUGGCAUUAAAUCAGAUAGUCUAUAAGAGUAUUUUGUAUAAACUGUAAAGUGACUGUAGGAGCUUGUAGUUCUCAUGAGUAUCACUGCUCCUCUUUUCCACAGUUUACAGAUGAUCAUCAGUGGAACAGUGCUGGUGCUGGUACCGGAGCAACCGACAGCAAACAGAAGAAAAUAAAUAAUGGCACUAACCCUGAGAAAACCACUUCUGGUGGUUACCAUUCACCUGAGGAUGCCCAGGAUCAUACCAUACGAAUCCUUAUGUGUCAGAAAACUGAACUGGAGACAGCGCUCUAUUACAGCCAGGAUGCUGCUAGGAAAUUUGAAGGUGGGAAUCUGGGCACCCCAUCUUCCUUCAACCUGGCAUUUUCACAGGCCUUUGGGCUGCAUCUCAACCUCUCUCAUUCCAGAAGAAUCCAAGGAUCUGGCAGGAUGCCUGCAUCAUUCCUGGAACUUUGCAAGAGAGUUACAGCGGGCUCUCUCUGCUGUGUCCACACAGCACAAGAAGGCGGACAGGUAUAUCAAGGAGUUAACAAAGGAGAGGGACGCUUUGAGUCUGGAGCUGUACAGGAACACCAUAACCAAUGAGGAGCUGAAGGAGAAAAAUGCCGAACUACAAGAAAAACUUCGACUUGUAGAAACUGAAAAGUCUGAGAUCCAGCUCCACAUCAAGGAGCUAAAAAGGAAACUGGAGACAGGCAAAAUCCUGCUGCCACAGGUUCAAACCAACACUUUGCAGGAGGAGAAGAUGUGGAAUCAGGAGGAGGAGCUACGGGAUCAGAAGGAGAAGCUACGGAAGCAGGAGGAGAAGAUGUGGAGACAGGAGCAGAGGCUGCGGAAGCAGGAGAAGGAGCUGCGCGAGCUGGAGGAGCAGAUGCGGAAGAAGGAGGAGCAGAUGUGGGAGCAGGAUAAGCAGAUGCGGAAGCAGGAGGAGCAUAUGUGCGACCUGGAAGGGCAGAUGCGGAAGCAGGUGGAGGAGAUGCAGAAGAAGGAGGAGCAGAUGAUGAAGCAGGAGGAACAGAUGUGGGAGCAGGAGAAGCAGAUGAUGAAGCAGGAGGAGCAUAUGUGUGACCUGGAGGGGCAGAUGCGGAAGCAGGAGGAGGAGAUGCGGAAGCAGGAGGAGCAGAUGAUGAAGCAGGAGGAGCAUAUGCGCGACCUGGAGGGGCAGAUGCGGAAGCAGGAGGAGGAGAUGCGGAAGCAGGAGGAGCAGAUGCGGAAGCAGGAGGAGCAGAUGCGGAAGCAGGAGGAGCGGAUGCGGAAGCAGGAGAAGCAGAUGCAGAAGCAGGAGGAACAGAUGCAGGAGCAGGAGGAGCAGAUGCGGAAGCAGGAGGAGCAGAUGCAGGAGAAGGAGGAGCAGAUGCGGAAGCAGGAGCAGAUGCGGAAGCAGGAGGAGCAGAUGAGGGAGCAGGACGAGAGGCUGCGAUUUAAGGAGGAGAGGCUGUGGGAUCAGGAUGAGAAGAUGCAGGAGGAGGAGGAGAAGAUGCGGGGGCAGGUGGAGGAGAAGAUGCGGGGGCAGGUGGAGAAGAUGCGGGAGAAGGAGAGGACGGGAGAGCAGAAGAUGCAGGAGGAGCGGUGCUCAGAGCCCUGCCUCCCUCCCUCCGAAGAUCUGUAUGAUACGAGCCACCCUGGCAGCGUGAAGCCUGCACGAGAGGCCACGGAGGGUUCUCCUGAUGACAACUGCACUGCACAGAUCAUGCAGCUGCUUGGUGGAAGGAAGAAUGCCCAGGAGUGCCCAGUCUUAGGCAGCACCUCCUGCAUCCCAUUCUUCUACCGAGGAGACAAGAAAAAGAUGAAGAUCAUCAGUAUCUAAAAGCCGGCACUGUCAACAAGGCCUACAGAAGUGUAAGCCGCCACGUGACCUUGUGAAUAUCGUCUGAGAACAAACUUGAAAAAAGAAAAUUUAUUUUAAAUUGUGGCAAAAUACUGGCCGGGCACGGUGGCCUGCACCUGUAAUCACAGCACAUUGGGAGGCCUAGGCGGGGGGAUCACCAAUCCCAGCUACGUGGGAGGCUGAGGUUGCAGUGAGCCGAGAUCACACCACUGCACUCCUCUCUGGCUGACAGAGUGAAACUCCCAUCUCAAAAAAAAAAAAAAAAAAAAAAAAAAAAAAAAAAAAAAAAUUUCUACUUGAGGACUCUAAUAUCUAUGUAUGUUUCUAUUUUUUUUUUUUCUUGGUCUUUCUCGUUUAGUCUUGUGUUGUCUUGUCUUAUGGCAUACCUAGUAAACUUUUAUCUGCCUCCAGAGAGUAUUGACUUUGACUUUAUGGCACACAAUUGGCGUUCAAGCAGAUCACCUUCAUCUAGUUUGGGACUAAGCUGGCUCAAAGCAGGUUUUAGUUUUUGUGACAGCUGGUCUAUUUUUUAUUCUUUUGGAUUCUUAGGGGUGGCCCUUCCAGGAUCC
Pongo pygmaeus (Bornean orangutan) is the source of this 3308-nucleotide messenger RNA. Its product is annotated as golgin subfamily A member 6-like protein 7. Lineage: Eukaryota; Metazoa; Chordata; Mammalia; Primates; Hominidae. Bases 1090 to 2718 code for a protein of 542 amino acids. The record is from RefSeq and is a predicted model, not a curated record. Gene Ontology annotation, molecular function: protein binding. The transcript has 5 exons. Gene Ontology annotation, cellular component: Golgi apparatus; cis-Golgi network.